AUGUUUGGUCACAUCAUAACGGGAAACUUGGUAAACAUAAAUGAUUCUUUAGUAGCUUUGGAAACCAAGUUUGGUUGGACCGUUAUGGGGACACAAAAAAGUAAUAAUAAAAUAAACACGUUUGUUUCAACUUAUUUUACUGACUCAUUGAGUACUUUAUGGAGUUUAGAUGUUCUGGGUAUAAAAGAUCCAGCAGAGACGAAAUGUCGAGAAGAGUUAGACAUUCGCACAUUAGAAAAAUUUAAAGAAAGCACUGUGGUAAAUAGUGAAAAUAGAUAUGAAAUUUGUUUACCAUGGGCAGAAGGUUAUCCGGCUAUAACCUCUAAUUUUAAUUUAGCUGAAAAGCGACUUUUUUCUACCACAAAACGGUUAAUUUCUCUGAACAAGCUUACAGAGUAUGACAAUAUAUUUCAAGAUUGGGAAAAUACAGGAAUCAUUGAAGAAGUAGAAGAAGAGCCGUUGGAAAAGAAUACGCACUACUUGGCACAUCACGCAGUUGUCAAAGAGUCCAGUUUAACUACGAAGAUCCGACCAGUGUUUGAUGCAUCAGCUAAAGAUGGUAACGGUAAUUCUCUUAAUGAUUUACUGGAAAAGGGUCCAAAUCUAAUUGAGCUAAUAAUACCUUUAAUUUUAAAGUUCAGGUUACAUAAAAUUGGGGUAACGUCAGACAUAGCGAAGGCAUUUUUGCAGAUAAGCAUUUCAGAGAAAGAUAGGGAUUUUUUACGAUUUUUGUGGUGGAAAAACUAUGAAAAAAGAGAAAUAAAAAUAUUUAGACAUUGUAGAGUAGUUUUUGGGCUAAAGCCAAGUCCGUUUCUUUUAGCAGCAACAGUUAAUUUGCAUUUAGAAAAGGAAAAAACAUACACAGAAACAGCUAAUCAACUUCUUAACGCAUUUUACGUAGACAAUUGUGUUUUUAGCGUUAGGAAUGAAACAGAACUUAAAAAAUUUAUUGAUGAGUCCACAGAAAUUCUAAAGAAUGCAAAAUUUGAUAUUCGAGGGUGGACUUUUAAUGAAAAUAACGAUACGUAUGUUUCUAGCGUCAAUGAAAAAUUAGAAAAUAAGGUUAUCUCUAUUUUGGGUAUACAGUGGAAUUACCAAACUGACACUUUAGCGUGUGAUAUAAAAAAUUUAGACAGUGUUGACGAGAUUCCUAGAACAAAAAGAGGCAUUUUAUCUGCAACGCAGAGAGUUUUCGAUCCUAUUGGUUUCACUGCUCCAUUUACGUUAAUACCGAAAAUCUUAUUGCAAGAGACUUGGAGCUUGAAAUUGACGUGGGAUCAAAAAUUACCUGACGAUAUCAAAAAACGUUUCGAAAUUUGGUUAAAAAGUGUUAAGUGUCUCAAUUUUUGUAACAUACAUAGAUAUUUAGCAUAUCCAGAAGAAGAGAACCUAAUAAUAAAUAAAACUCUUCACGUUUUCGUUGACGCUAGUAAAUACUCUUAUGCCGCUUGCGUUUUUAUUAGGCUAGAAUUUCAAAAUUCUAUUUCAAUUAAACUUUUGUUAGCAAAAUCACGUUUAAGUCCAGUUAAAACGAUUACUUUCCCUAGGUUAGAAUUAAUGGCUGCUGUGAUAGGUGUUAGGUUAUUAGAAACUGUUAAAGAAGUAACAGACUUUACAGAGCUUAAAACGUACUACUGGAGUGAUUCGAUGGUUGUCUUAACCUGGAUUAAAACAAAGGGUCUUUGGAAACUUUUGUAG
Messenger RNA from Diabrotica virgifera virgifera (western corn rootworm), 1698 nucleotides. RefSeq lists its product as uncharacterized. The coding region runs from base 1 to 1698 and encodes 565 amino acids. The transcript has a single exon. Lineage: Eukaryota; Metazoa; Arthropoda; Insecta; Coleoptera; Chrysomelidae. The record is from RefSeq and is a predicted model, not a curated record.